UUACUUCUUUUUUUUUUGUCGGAGUAUAAGCCAGUCUACUCACUAGGCACUAGACAUCAAUGGCGACCUGCAGAGGGAGAGUCCUCCAAGCUAUUUCCAAGUGCGAAUGGACACUUCUUUCACCUUUUGUCCGAAGGCUCUCUUCCUGCAACGUCCCAUCCGAGUUGGAGAGGGUUGGAUUUAUAGGAGUUGGAAAUAUGGGUUUUCAUAUGGCAAAUAAUCUAGUUAAUGCCGGAUACAAAGUUGCCGUCCAUGACAAAAACCGUGAUGCCAUGAAAAAAUUCCUAGAAAAGGGAGUUGUUGCCAAAGAGACGCCUUUUGAAGUUGCAGAAGCAAGUGAUGUUGUUAUCACAAUGUUGCCUUCAUCAUCUCAUGUACUGGAUGUCUACACUGGACAAAAUGGUUUACUUCAUGGUGGGAGUCUCCUAAGACCAUGGCUGUUGAUAGAUUCCUCCACAGUUGAUCCACAAACUUCAAGAAGACUUUCUACAAUCAUUUCCAAAUGUGCCUUGAAAGAAAAGAAAGGUUAUGCAAAAACCCCUUUCAUGUUGGAUGCUCCUGUCUCUGGAGGUGUGCUUGGUGCAGAAGCUGGGACUCUCACUUUCAUGGUUGGUGGGUUAGAGGAAGUUUAUCUGGCUGCAAAACCCUUAUUUCUCUCAAUGGGAAGACAUGCAAUAUAUUGUGGUGGGCCUGGCAAUGGUGUUGCAGCAAAGAUAUGCAAUAAUUUGGUGAUGGCAGUGAGUAUGCUCGGGGUGUCAGAAGCGUUUUGUCUUGGUCAGUCUUUGGGAAUUACUGCAAAUACAUUAACAAAGAUAUUCAACUCUUCAAGUGCCCGCUGUUGGAGUAGUGACACCUACAAUCCAGUUCCUGGAGUGAUGGAAGAUGUGCCUUCUUCAAGGAAUUACACUGGUGGAUUUUCAUCCAAGCUUAUGGCUAAAGACUUAAGUCUUGCAGCAACAUCAGCCAAUGAGGUAGGCCUCAAAUGUCCAUUGAUGCAUCAAGCACAGGAAAUAUAUACAGAGCUAUGCAAAGAGGGUCAUGAAUACAAGGAUUUCUCCUCUGCUUUCCGACACUACUAUCCUGGCAAGGAUGAGUUGUAGUUUAACAGGUAAAGCAGCUACCAGACGAUAGAGAAUACAGCACCUCAGGCCCUUUACUCACCAUACAGAAUCUUUGGUCAUGCUGCAGUCCUAUGCUCCUUUAACUUCAAAUCCAGUGCAUUUGACCUUGAAGGGAAAAUUCCUUAGAGUCCAUACAUUUUGUGACAUGUCAAUCAUUGCCUUACAUUUUAGAAACCUUUAACCAGUUUAACCUUAUUUGUUUUUCGUAAAAUCAUCAAAGCUUAAUAAAGUAAAACUCUCAAGACA
This is a messenger RNA of Nelumbo nucifera (sacred lotus), 1367 nucleotides long. Its product is annotated as 6-phosphogluconate dehydrogenase family protein. Gene Ontology annotation, biological process: L-valine catabolic process. Gene Ontology annotation, molecular function: 3-hydroxyisobutyrate dehydrogenase activity; NAD binding; NADP binding. The record is from RefSeq and is a predicted model, not a curated record. Lineage: Eukaryota; Viridiplantae; Streptophyta; Magnoliopsida; Proteales; Nelumbonaceae.